AGCCCGGGUGGACGGCGCCGCGGCGGUUGACACGAUCGGAUAAUGGCGCUCUCACCGAAACAACCCGAUAGAGAUGGGCGAGCCCUUCAGCGCUGAGCAAGCCUUGUGCGGCGGCGCCGCGCCGAGCCGACAUACCAGAUAUGGCGCUAUCUCACCUGAUCAAGAAAAUGGGUCACUCCUUGAUGGAGAUAAGGGUGCGCGCGUUGAAGAGCAUCAUGUGUAAACUGGACCAUUCCCUGAUUUCUGUCUCUGACCUGGUCCAAGAGAGGAGGCUGUUUGUGGUACUUCUGGAAUGGUUCAAUUUCCCCGAAGUGCCAAUGCAGGAGCAGGUCAUUGAGCUGCUCAGCACUUUAUCAAAGCAUCCAAGUGCAGCCCAGAUGCUGAGAGACGUUGGGGCGGUGGAGUUCCUCUCUCAGCUGUCUCCAAAUGUAGAGCCCAGCCUGCGAGCUGUCAUAGAUGGCAUCCUGGACCAGCUGUUCCAUCUACCGGAGUUACUCCCCAGUUAUACAAUGGCCUACCCACAAAGACAGCGUGUUGCAGCUCCAGCAGCCUCUCCAUUCACUCCACCCGAAGAGCAUUCCCCCAACAUGGGUUACUUCCAGAAGAGUAAGCCAAGCCAUGCAGCCGUUCCACCUCAGAAGAUUGCAGUGUGCGAGUCUGUGAGAUGUCUGAAGUUUUCUGUGUUUCCCUGGCUGGCAUUGACCACCACAGACAGACAUAUACUUUCAUCUAAUGAGAGCUCUCUGAGGAGCAAUAACCCCAACUUAGUCCGGACCACUUGUGAACUUCUGCGUGACGUCAUAUUGCAAGACUUUCCCGCUGAAAUCUUCCUGCAAAGGCCAAGCAUCGUGCAGAACCUGCUGUCCCUCAUGAGGCUGGGUUCAGGUGAAGGUGAGGCGAGCUACUUCCGGCUUCAGGCUGUCGCCUGCCUGCGGCAGCUCUGUGUGGGCCUGAGAAGCAGACUGCGCUUUCAUCAAGACCCAAGCUUCUACUGUGCCAAACAAGAAGCCGUGUCCCAGAACUCGUCCUUGUCUUACUCCCAAGAGGUGCAGGGGACCCAGCUUUCGCAGGUCUCAUCCCCGGGGGCUGAGGGAUCUCCUCGACCCUCUGUAGUGGGACGUACUGGCCAAAGAGCGAGGGGGGAUGGACAGGACAGAGAUGCAGCCUCCAGCAGGGGAAGCUCUCAUAGAGGUGGGGCAGGCACCCAGCCCUCCAGGCUGACACCCCAGUCAGCUGCAGAUGUGGCCCACUUGGAGCUGCCCGACCUGGGUGUUGAAGAUGUCCAUGAACUCCAGUUGCAGCAGCUGAGUCUGGCACAGUUCACUGUUAUAGCCACGGUGCAUGCCAUACCACUGCUUAAGACGGAGAGCGUGCAUGUGUUCCAGCGUGUUCUUGAGUUGCUGAGCGAUGCCAUCCUGCUGCUCGGGGACAGCGUGAGCGAGCAGGUCUGGGACGACCGCAGUCUGGUGGGGAUGGAGUUGAAGGAAAAGCUUCAGGCCUGUCUGGAAUUAUUGGGAGAUAUCCUGAGCUACCAUCAGAGCUGUUCAGAAGACAGCCCCCAAAAUGUGCUGGUUCACCACAGAAUGGCCUACACUUGCACUGCUGUAUUCACUAUUAGGCUGCUUCAGACCAUCCUUCCCCCUGAGAAGGCCAACAACCACCUUCCAGAGAAGACAGCAACAGCCAUUUUCCACCUGUGCCUUGACGGCACCUUUGGAGGUGCAUUUCCCAGCAUGCAAGAGUCAGCUGUGGCAUACUUGGAGCAAGUAAACUCAGAUGGCUAUGACCUCUACAGGAGGGUGACCCGCGCCAUCCUCUCAAUGGAGUCCACGUGUAACUUCCUCAAGGAGGUGCAGGCAGAGGGGGAGAAAAACUGGCUUGAGUUGCUGGAACUGGCAGACCAAGCCAUAGAUGGCCUUCCAUAUCACCAACACUUACCCAUCGUCAAAGAAUGCGUUCACAUCUGCUCUUAUCUGUGGAAGUUUGAUCAGCCCAGUCCACUGCUUCAGAUAGAGAGCCAGAAGGUUCUCCUCAAGCUUCUCGCCCAUCCUUUACUAACUGUAAAGACAGAGACCUACAUCUGCACCUUAAACCUGGUCAAGGACUGCCUUGGUAUCCAGAAUGUGGCCCGACCUGCGUCAGCAGCCUGCAGCGGAGUCCACUUUCUGCUCCAUCGUAGGGUGCUCUAUGAAAUCAGUGCCUUUGGCCUCCAGGAUUCUGCAGAGAAGGUGAACGCUGCUGCCAAGGAUAUCCUGCUAUUUCUGCUCAAGGGGCGAUUGAUGAUGACAGCACUAACCUGGGAGAGGUUUAACGAGGCACUUUACCCAGUCAUUCCCAUUUUACAGGGUUAUGCAGGCACCGAAGAGCCACUGGGAAACUGUGUCCUGCUGAUAAGUGAAGUGUCAGACAUGGCAAGAGACGAUGCGCUUCCAAACACAGCCAGGCUGAGAGCAGCGCUCCGACUCCUUUUCACUAAGCGGCCCACGGUGAGAAUAGCAGCAGUGCAACACAUCUUGCCACACCUGACCUGUUCGGAUGGUGCCAACACAGCCAGACCAGUCCUGGACCAACUAGUGCUCUCCUCCCUGCCCUCUCUCUACUGCAUCAGAAACUCAUUAGACAUCACACUGGACAUCGGCAGCAAGUCCUUCCUCAAGGUGGAGUUGUUGGAGAGGCUGUUUGGAAUUCUCACCUCUGACACUGUGGACCUGGCCAUUAAACGGUCCGCUGCUGAACAGCUGGCCGUUGUACUGCAAGACACAACAAUGCACCCAGUGCUGAAGACUCUUGGCAUAACAGACAGAGUCAUCUCUUUCUUUGUCCAGAGUGUAAACGGCAACAAGAGCAUGGACUGCCUGCUGGAGCCGUGUUUAUGUAUCCUCAGGAAGCUGACGUAUGCCGAUCCCUCUCUGAGGCACAGCCUGGCACAGCACACCCCUCUGCUCAUCGCAUUGCUCAGGGCUUCCUUGAUACUGAAGGAAAACAAAGGCAGUGGGAGUGAGACCGCUGUAUUGAUGUGUUUGCUGCUGUUUGAUGAGAUUGCUACAGUCGACGCAUGGUCUGACAAAUCCAACACGGCUGGGACUCUCACGCCAUUUUCCCUACCACUCUCAGUGACACGAAGAUACAAUAUCCCAUUCAAGGCAGCGACCCACCACGCAGUCAGUCCUUACUGCUGUGUUGUGCCCCCCUCUGCUGACCUUUUGACCUUUGCCCCUGCCCGCCAUGCCCUUCAGUUGGCCUGGAAUACUGCAUGGCAUUCUGGGAUAGACAGCCUCCUGGAGGAUCUGCAGGGCAUCUCCAGUGAUGUCGUCGAAUUCCAUGAAGAUCUGAGGCUGUCUGAACCACAGGUGCUGUCACUGCGGGUGUCGCUCCUCCCCAGUGGCAUUCAGGACUGCAUCCAGGCUAUUGUCACAGCGGUAGGACACAGUUGCGUGACCUCUGCCCUCUCCAGGCUCCGCCUCUACCUGCUGAUUGACAGACUGGCCCUGGCAAGCAACCAAACUCACACCUGCUGGGAUACGCUUCACUCCCUGACAUGGCAUUGUGCCAUAGCCAGGUUUCUUCAAGUGUGUCCAGCAUCUUUGGAGGAUGAGAGAUUGUUGUCAGAAAUUGUUGCAUUUCUGAAUGCCUAUUUCAAACAAAUGCACACUAAGUCUGAGUCUGCUGCAGAGGACAGGGAUCUACGUUGGAUACUGGAGCUGCUCCUUAACCAGAGCCAGGAGACUCUCUCUCUCCUGGAGUUACUGCUUGGUGUGGAGAGCCAGACCCCCGUUCAGAGCCAGGGGGAGCCAGAGGGCCUGAGGAGCCAGGUCAGCCAGAGACUGCAGAGGGAGCUCAGCAGCUUCUUUAACACCAUACUCCACUGCCUGGCACACACAGCUGACAGGUUGUGUUUGGUACAGGCAGGCCCCUUCAAGAGCCAGCUGGCUGUCCGCUUGCUCCAGAGCCUGCGGGUGUCCGACGCCCCGCGUUUCUAUGGCCUCCCCAGCCUGGAGAGGACUCUGCUGGGCAUGGUUAACCUGACAGCUCAGCCUGGCUGGAGCUUCCACUGCCCAGACCUGGAACCUAUCUCCCUCUGCUCAAAGUACCUAAGCGGACUGUUGGAGGUGAUCUCCUCGUUCUAUGUGGAGUGGGGCGGCAACUCCAUGUCCUUCAUGGGUAAGGGUGUGACCAAGAACGCUGUCAUCUGCUUGCUUCACCUAUCCCAUGAAAUGAUGUCUGAGAGCAAGGACGAGAGCAUCAUUUAUCAGUGGUCUUUGGGGCAUGAAGCAGGGUCUGAAGAGGCCGGUGGCUCUCAGCUUGGCUUGGCCUGGCUCAUCCCUCUAUGGGUGGACCGAGACCCUGAGGUAAGGUUUGCCAGCCUGGGGCUGGGUUCAGCUCUGUCCUCAGUACCUAGUGGAUGCCAGGCUCUGUGUGCCAGCUGCCAGAACAUCAGCGGGGGGCUAUGGGGCACACUGCUCAACAUCCUCCUGGAUCAGCAGGAAAGCAGCAUGGUCCGCAGAGAGGCAGCAUUUAUCCUGCAAAACCUCCUGGUGAUGCCCAUGCCUGCCAAUGCGGAGGAGGCCAAGGACUCCCCUUGGCAGAACCCAUGUGUCCAUGAUGAAGUAUCUGGAGUGUCUCUGGUAGGUCUGCCAGCCCUCCAGGCUCUGCUCUACCACUGCCAUUACUUCCAGCACGUGGCUUUCUCCGCCUCCGUUUGCUACCGUGGCAGGCACACCUUCCACAUGCAGCCCUUUGCUCAUGCCACCACCAACAACGCUAGUUCACAGGAGGGCACCUUGGAGGAUUCAGAGAACUCUCUGACGUUUUGGCAGAGCGUUCCCCCUGUACCCAUUAUCAACCCUGGCAGAGCUUCUAGUUCCCUUUCCACCUCUAGCACCUUGAUUAGGGGUUCGAGCCCACAUACCCCAACAGCACUCUCCCCAGUGGUUCCUACAGAAGAUACACCUGCCAGCAGACUUACGGCUCAAGGCCAGAGUGACACGGACACCAGCGACUCAGUCAUCUCCCAGGAUUCCCGACAGGGCGAGCCCUCUGCGGUGGGCUCUGUUGUCAUGGUAACUCCUGACCUCCUGACCGCCCACUGUGGGUUGCUGACCAACCUGUUGGCUGUUCUGCCAGAUUUCACCCUCGCUGCUCUCCGACACAGCCAACUCCUGCAGUCGCUGGCCAGUCUGGUAGAUGCUGGCCUCAUUGAGAAAUGUCUGUGCGAGCUGAGGACUCUCAACACCUUGCAGGGAGAGAGAGAAGAAAUCAAGAGCCAGGCCCUCACCUCACUUCAAUUCCUGUCCAGCUUCUUCAAGUUGCUGUGGUCAUGUGUCACCGUCAGCCAGCAGUUGAUUGGUCAAAUAAGCUUCUUGAAACAACUGCUGACCACUGCGGUGACUCUGCUAACGUUGAAUAUAAAAGACUUGGAUACAGGUACCCAGGACACGGUGUGUGCAUGCUGGGCAGACGUGUUUACGCUCCUGGCUACUCUGGUGAGGGGGUACAGCUCAGCGGCAUACCCAUCCGUCUCCACCGCACUGGGAAGACGCUGGCAGAAAUUCACAGGGACAAUAACUGUCUGUGUGCAUGAGAAGUUCGCUGACCCCCACCUCCACAUGAUGGCGCUACAGUUUCUCUGCGUUGUGUUCUCAGAGGAGGUAAAGACACGCUGCGCAGAGGUGGAUACCUCGACCUCUGAGCAUGUGACAACAAUGUCUGACAUCGUGAAGGGCCCAGUGGCCGGCAACCUCUGUGAAUUACUGUUGCAGAGUUUUGAAAAGAGGUCAUCUCAGGACGCUAUGAAGAGGCUGACAUCCAGAGCUCUGAUGGCACUGUUAGCCUGCAGUCCCACUGCCCAGAACCACGCAUCCAAAGCUGGUCUCAUAGACAGCUGUGUGGAGCAGUUGAAGCAGAGUCACUCCCAGCUCCACCUGGAGUCGGUGCGACCAGGCAAGGCUGCUCACCGCAAGAAGGAGGAGGCCCGCUUAAAAGAAGUCAAGCUGACCAUGGAGAUACUGCGGAACACCCUUUACCACAACAGUGAAUGCAAAGCUGUGGCUAUUGAUGCUCGCCUAACGUCAGCACUCCAUGCUCUUUGGCCUUGGCUCUUAUUGGACGAUCCCACCAUGGAGGCAGCUCUGGAGCUUCUGUGUGUCUUCACAGCCAACUGCGCCGCAGCAUGCAGUUCUCUGUGUGGCGGUGGCCCGGGGGUUGCCUCAGGUUUCCGAGGCCCCCCCAGUAGUUCCCUCAUGCACUCUGUCAUGAAGCUGGCCUCUGGGGUCGCACCCGACAACAGCACCAUCCAGAAGCUAGCCUUCUCCCUUCUGGCUAACCUGGCCAUGUCCCGCGACUGUAGGGGCCUCCUGCAAAAGAGUAACUUCCUGCAGGCCUUCCUCUCAGUGCCAGUAGCCAAGGCCGGUGGCGGCGGCAGCAAUCUUCUGGGCCUGUGGCUCAGGCUGAUGGUCAACCUGUCAUUCGGAGAGGAUGGCCAGCAAAGUAUCAUCAGACUAACCGGAGCCCUGGAGCUGCUGGCCGACCUGGCACCAAACCAGCGUCCCGCGCUUCUCACCCUCCACAACCUCUGCUUCUGCCCCACCAACAAACCCCACAUCCUCACCAGUGACAAGGCCCUGGGGGUGUUGUUGUUUUGUCUGGAGAGUGCAGAGAUGGAGGUCCGCUCCAUGGGAGCCUCAGCGCUCUGGGCCCUGCUCCUUAACAAUCAGAGGGCCAAGUCUGCUUUGAAGUGUCCCUCUGUCAGGCUGAGAAUCGAAGACGCACACGCCGCCUGUAAGAGAGACGCAGAGAGCCAGCCGGUGCCUGUGAACGCCUACUUGUUGAAGUGCCUUGAAAACUUAUCCCAGCUGCUGAAUAACUGACACACACAAACCAUAAACACACACACACACACAUGCUUUUAUGAAUGCGAAUGUAUA
Molecule: messenger RNA, 6923 nt
Organism: Lampris incognitus (smalleye Pacific opah)
Lineage: Eukaryota; Metazoa; Chordata; Actinopteri; Lampriformes; Lampridae
Gene: rttn
Product: rotatin
Exons: 49
Coding region: 141-6866 (2241 amino acids)
Biological process (GO): centriole-centriole cohesion; centriole replication; ciliary basal body organization
Cellular component (GO): centriole; ciliary basal body; centrosome
Source: RefSeq, a predicted model, not a curated record